Dicentrarchus labrax (European seabass) is the source of this 1314-nucleotide messenger RNA. RefSeq names its product c19h1orf109 homolog (H. sapiens) (gene airim). The coding region runs from base 175 to 783 and encodes 202 amino acids. Gene Ontology annotation, cellular component: cytoplasm; nucleus. The transcript has 4 exons. NCBI's taxonomy places the organism in Eukaryota, Metazoa, Chordata, Actinopteri, Moronidae. The record is from RefSeq and is a predicted model, not a curated record.
ACAUGGUAGAAAUGUGGUGUUAACAGCGGUUAUAGUUGCGACAGGUUGAAGGGCUACAGGGCGCCUUUUAAAGCAGCCUGUUGCUCCAAAACGGACUAAACAUUAUUUUUUUUUAAUUGCUCACACACGACUUUGAUUUUACGGUAAACUGAUGUCUAAAAAUCCGCGGCUGAAAUGUCCAAACCUGCACUACUUUCACUCCAUCAAGCGCUGAGGAAAAGCUUCCAGAGUCUUGAAAAUAACCAGAAAAUAUGGAGCAGUGUGUUGGCCGACUGCAGCCCUCUGAUGGUGUCUCUCGGGAAUUUGGCCGAGCAGUCGAGAGCUCUUUCCAACGUCCAAAUCUCCAACACACCCCUCAGAGACUUUCCUGACCUGGAGGAAGGGCUGCGAUUCAAGCUCUUACAGGCCACGGAUACAGUGCUGGUCAAACUCAACGAGAAGAUGUCUUCUCUACAGUCUGUCAGAGAUUCCAUCAGUAACCAGGUCUCUGCAGUCCUCCAGCUCUACGAGCAGAACACAGACAGUCUGGAUCUGCUCACUGUGACAGAGCGCUCGGCCACCGCCCCGUCUCUCUCUGACAUGCUGGAGUGGCUGCAGGAUGCUGAGCGUCACUAUCGACAACAAUUUCUGAGGAGGAAGACUCUGCUGCAAACACUGAGAGCAGAUGAUCUCUCCCUUUUAGAGGCUGCUCCCAAAAGAUGGAAAUCCUUGGAGUCUCCUAAUGCAGAAGACCGCAUCACAGAUACACUUUGCAAAGUGUCCUUCUUUAUUGAGUCGCAAUGAAGAGAGUAAAAGCAACAUAAAUGGAAGUCUGACCAGCUUGUGAAUCCGACAUUCUCCACAUUUCUAUGAAGAGGCUAGAAAAGAAGAAGGAAAUAUGAGCGAACAUACAUAUACGUAUACCUCAGAUGGAUGCAUUUCCUGAUGUUGGCAAAGGACUGGAAUUUGGUUUUGUCGUAAAAAUGUCCAAGACAUGUUCUUGGAUGGGAAGUGUGUGCAUGUACCGGACAUUAUAUGGUAAUUCAAGAUGAAGAGGAACUUUUAUCAGGAGAAAAAAAGGACCUGAAAUUACUCUGACAUUGUUGUCUGUGAUGGUCACAAUGGCCCAAACCACAUGUAUUUUUAAAAGCCGCCAGCAGAGACAAGGAUGAAGACUUGCAAAACACUGUUUGUGAAGCACGCUUUAACAAACUUAUUUUAUUUCAAACUUUUGAUGUAGGCACACUCGAGGUAAUGAUAUUGUCAGAGAAUAACUGUUUCAGAAAUCACUGCAAUCAUAAACACGGGCCAUCAUAAAAGCCGUCAUAACAGUCA